This is a messenger RNA of Tripterygium wilfordii, 1710 nucleotides long. RefSeq lists its product as uncharacterized. The record is from RefSeq and is a predicted model, not a curated record. Gene Ontology annotation, molecular function: DNA-binding transcription factor activity, RNA polymerase II-specific. The transcript has 7 exons. Bases 1 to 1710 code for a protein of 569 amino acids. NCBI's taxonomy places the organism in Eukaryota, Viridiplantae, Streptophyta, Magnoliopsida, Celastrales, Celastraceae.
AUGGGCCAAGCAAAAAACUGGGCUCCAAUGGGGCUGUUAUAUUGUCCCAAAAAUGAUGGCCUAAGCUUCCAAGAAGCGAUGUUUCAAUGCUUGUUUGCCCAUUGCCAUUUGGGGCCCAGAAGUCCAACUACCAAUUUCGUAUACAACAAAGUCACGGAAUUGAGAGUUUUGGGUAGUCAAUUGGAACCUAGCUAUAAAGUGCAGCCGAGAUCUAUUGUGGAUAUGGAUUACUUCAGCGAUCUUUUCGACUAUCAUUCGCCAAGCAGUUUCAGUGAACAUGUGUUCAAAUCACGACAAUCUUUGAUCGAUUGGGUUCAACAAACUAGACGUGAAUUGGGAUAUGUCAUCGUCAUUUAUAGAUCAAAUAUUGGUGGGCUCGAUAAAAAACAUAAAUUACACUUCAAAUGUGAUCGCGAUGGCAAUUACCAAAGCAAGAAACCCUCAUUGAAGCAGAUUGGCACCAAAAAAAUAGAAUGUCCGAUCCAAUUGAGAGGGAGUAAAAUGAAGCACGAAGAUGAUUGGAUGGUGGAGGUGGUGUGUGCGGAGCAUAACCAUGAUCAAGCAUCAUAUAUGGAGGGACAUUCGUACCCUGGUUGGCUUUCUGAAGCUGAAAUUCAAAUUAUGGUUGACAUGUUUGUGCAAAAUGCCAAGUCACGGGACAUAUUGACGGAGUUGAAAAAGCGAGAUCCAAACAACGUGAGCACCAUCAGAACUAUAUACAAUGCACGUAAGAAGCACAAGACCGCUGAGAGAUCGGGUCAAUCAUGGAUGCAAUUUGUGUUCUCAUUCCUCAAAGACUAUGAAUACUUUUUCGAUUAUCGGGCAAACCAUACAACCAAUGAGCUUGAAGCUUUAUUCUUUGCACAUCCUAGCUCGCUAGAUCGAUUACGUGCAUUCCCGGACGUGUUGUCGAUGGAUGCGACAUAUCAAACCAACAGGUACGGGUUGCCUCUCAUAGAAAUUGUCAGUGUUACUUCAACUAGUCAGACUUUUUGUAUAGCGUUUGCAUAUUUACACUCAGAAAAAGAGGCCAGUUAUACAUGGGCUUUGGAAUGUUUGCGACCUGCAAUGCAUAGAUGCACUAGCCCACGAGUUAUCAUUACGGAUAGAGAGUUGGGACUAAUGAAAGCGUGUGCUCAGUUUGAGCGGUCGAAAGAUGUUGGACAAAUUGCUUACAAAUGCGGAUGUCACCUUCGUAGGAGCUACGGACUACCGUGUGCUCACGAACAAGUCAUGUACGUGAGCAAGGGUCAUACUGUACCGCUUGAUGCCAUUGAUAAAUUUUGGGGAAAGCUUGAUCUAUUGCCUUGUCAGACGCUUGAGGAUGAUGACAUCGAUAUAGUGCUGAUACCUGCAACAACUUCUCUCCGUGAACCGGCUGUGAAGACCAACACUAGAGGGCGUCCGUCCACAAAGAAAAAGGUAGCCACCACCACCUGUAACAAUCCAGCUGCAUCUGUUGUCGAUAGGAGUGAAUUUGUUCAGCCUCAGGAGCCUAACAGACGCAAUUCUUCAUCGGGACGACCCGAAUCGAAGAUCUUUGAGUAUGAUUUUUUCAACUUUAAUGAACCAACGAGACAUAGUUUUUCCAGCUAUACUGAUCUUUACAUUAGGGAUGUACAAGAUGUAAAAGCAGAUGGAAAUUGUGGCUUUCGAUUGAUAGCUGUGUGUCUUGGUCAUAGGGAAGAUGAAUGGCCCAAUGUUCGAUGA